Molecule: messenger RNA, 1038 nt
Organism: Wickerhamiella sorbophila
Lineage: Eukaryota; Fungi; Ascomycota; Dipodascomycetes; Dipodascales; Trichomonascaceae
Product: Protein AST1
Exons: 1
Coding region: 1-1038 (345 amino acids)
Molecular function (GO): oxidoreductase activity
Source: RefSeq, a predicted model, not a curated record
AUGAACAUUGUUAGCCGAACCAUCGGGUUUGAGUCUUCGUCUAGCCCUGUUCUCUUGGGUGAAAAGGAUAUAUCUUUGCCUUUGGCUGACGACUAUGUAGUGGUUGAGUUAGACGCCAUGUCGUUGAAUCCCGUCGAUAUGAAAAUAAAGAGUAUGCGCCUGUUUAGUGGGAACUACGCGGCAGGCCGUGAUUUCACAGGAACCAUCACACACGUUGCCGCCAAUCUUCAAGAAAAAUACAAUGUUGGUGAUAAAGUUUCGGGCUGUUUACACAGUAUGUUCCCCAAAGGAUUUGUCGGCUCGUAUACUUUAGUUAACGUCCAAGCAGACUCUCUGGUGCCUGUUCCCUCUCAAUUCAGCUCUAUUGAGGCUGCUGCUUUCCCUCUUGUUUUCUUGACCGCCUGGGAAAUGCUCGAAGACGCCUUUAUUGAUCCCAAAAAACCUGUUCUCGUUUUAGGCGGCGCAACCGCCGUAGGAACCAUGACCAUCCAAUUGCUCAAGCUCAAGUACAAUGCCGAGCAUGUUGUAGCUACUUGCUCUCCUCGAAGUAGCGACUAUGUCAAGUCUUUUGGUGCAGAUGAGACGAUCGACUACACUUCCGAUCUGCAGGGCAAGCUUCGCCACUAUGCUAGCAGUCAGGGCAAGUUCUGCUCAAUCCUUGAUGCAGUAGGCGGGCGCGAGGUUGCUUGUAUAGCUGGUCAUAUCCUUCAUGGUUCUGACGGCAAGUUCAAUUUCCUUUCUGUUGCCGGUGACGGCUCCAAGUCCGAGAAGUAUGCUUUAAACUUAGGUACCGUCACAGGCGGAUUUACCAUGCUUGGCAGAUCGAUGCUUGGCCGCUUUUGGGGCGUCAGGUAUAAGCUGGUUCGUGCAAAUAACAGUUGGAUGGACGAGGGUUCUAAGUUUUUGCGUGACACCACCAUCAAAGUGCCCAUUGAUUCUGUCUAUCCUUACGAAGACGCUCUCAAGGCGUGGGAUAAGGUCGAAUCCAUGAGAGCCAGAGGAAAAGUUGUUGUCGAAUUCAAAGCGGUAGAUGAGUGA